AUGUCUUCUACACACUCCAAAAAGCAAGACAGCCUUCAGGAGCUGAGAACAGGAACUGUCCAACGACUCUCACAGCACUUCUUGCAGGCGUCGCUUUCUCAUCAACCUCCAUCCAGACCAUCGUCUUUACCGAUACGUUAUCAGCCCUUGACUAUUCCACAGACAUUUAAAAGCGAUGGAUCAUGUAGUUUAUCUUCACAUCCUCCGCCACUACCGUCGGCUCCACUUUCGUCGUCAUCAUCGCUAUCAAAUUCUUAUUUCAGACGAUAUUCAACGUCAUCAUCAUCGUCAUACUCGUAUUCACCAUUUGCAUCCACUAACUCCAAUCGAGAAUCGACAACAGGAACAACGUCAGCAGCGAUAGCAACAGCGCUUACAUACACCCCACAUCAUGCUCAACAACUCCCUACAACUCAAGUAUUUCUGCGUCCAUCAUCACCUAGCACAUCUAAAUCCCCGCCUACGUCUUCACCUUCGUCUUCAUAUCAGUCUCAGCCACUGACAUCUCAGUCAUUGCCGCCAGCAGGCUUCAUCAGUUCCAAAGACCGUAUCGGAGGCCACUCAUCGUCUUCUGUCGGGUCUGAGGACUCAUUCGCCAGCGCUCUUUCUUAUAUCGAUUCACCUAAAGAACCAGGAUCACCAAGGACGGUUCCAUUAUGGAAGCAGAUGUUGGAUGCGAUUGAACGAGAGGAUCGUGUAGAGCUGGAUAGGAUUUUACACGCGUUUGAUUUUGCUAUUGUGAUACAAACAUUGGUCACUUGGAACAUCUCCAACACUGACAACAAAUAUCGCCAUGAUCCGGAUGUGUUAUUGGACGCUCAGGAGCUUUUAGGCCCUACGGUGGACCAUCUGAAUCUAAUACAAAUUGCAUGCUUCCUAUUCAAUGAAGAAAUGGCGUUGGAUCUUUUGAACUUUGUGGCUAAGGCGUCUGAGGAAUUGGAAUCGAAAAAGAUCCUAUAUGAAUUCAUGGGCAAGAUGUGGGGCGAUGGAAAUACCACAUUGCACCUUGCGAGUUUCUUGGGUAUGGCGGAUUUGACCAAGCGACUACUUGAUCUUGGAGCAAAUGUAUACAAGAUGAAUGACCGGAAGUACAAGCCCGUGGAUUGUGCGGAUGAAAACACUACGAGAAGCUUGUUCUUGAACCUCACAGAAGUCGUGCGAUACAGAAAAAUCCCACAAGAGUCAUUACCUACAUCACCCAUCAACGACGUUGGAUCUGAUCAUACCUGGAACUCGUUUAGGUCCAUAGGACAUAUGCGAUCACCUUCAACGUCAACAUUGCCGCUCAUGAUGACAGCAUCCGAAGAUAUGAUAUCAGGGAAACAGACCAGGAGCGAAGGAGGUGAUAGUAGCAGCUCUAUGACUAGACCCGCGUCAACCUUGGGUAUUACUCACCAGUUGAAUGGGCUUUUGAUCUCAGAGACGAAGCAGGAAGGUUCCAAAGCAAAGCCGGAUGAAGGGGCCUCACACUCUUGCAGUAUCCCUAAGAGCGGCAGUGCCACAGUAAUUGAGAACCUUUUACUGACAGAAACAAAUUCAUUACAACUUCAGACCCAACAAGCCGAAGAAACUAUUCUCUCACCAGUAGUAAUCUUUAAACCAACAGCCUCUCCUGAAAAUACAACACCAUCUUUAUCAGAUUCUGCGAGAUCUUCUAGCCCAGAGCUACAGGAUAAGAGCAACAAUAGUCUUAAUAACAGCAAUAACAAUAACAGUAUUAACAUCAAAAAUAGCGAUAUCAUAGAUAGCAGUAUAAGUAAUAAGUCCCAAAAACAUACUACUACAACUACUGGCAGUACCGGCUCUACGGGCACAGUAUCUCCCAAUGAUCCUUCUUAUGCCAGCCGUAUACGACCCAAGUUACGGAGCUAUCAAUCAUCGCCUUCCAUUCGCCUCCAUGUUGAAAAGCAGAGCACAAAAGACACAACCUCAUCGGCACCAUUUAAGAAAUCCAAGAGUACAAAACGUGUCACGUUUGAUCCACAAUCGCUAAUGGCGGACGCAUCAAGGACGGGCGAUCUCUCACUCUACAAAUCCAUGCUGGGCGUGGUGCAGGAAGAAGGCAAAUCAGGGACGUUGGAACAGAUUAUCAAUCAUCAAUCCGCAUCCCGAAAACUCAGUUCACUUCAUUUGGCUGCUUCUUACAACCAUCUGGAAUUAUGUCAAUUUUUGGUCGAAAUGGGUGCUAAUAUCAAUCUGACGGACAUGGAAGGUUGGACCCCAUUGCACUGUGCUGCUGCGGAGGGUCACUUGGCCGUGUUUGACUACUUAGCCAAGAGACCCGAUGCAGAUCUACAGGCAGUUACUAUGGACGGCGAGCUUCUCGAAGACGUUGUUGAAGACGAUGAUUUGAGGCAGAAGGUGAUCGACAUCAUUGAGGCACAGUCACGGGGCUCUGAGUAA
Lobosporangium transversale is the source of this 2403-nucleotide messenger RNA. RefSeq lists its product as hypothetical. The transcript has 4 exons. The record is from RefSeq and is a predicted model, not a curated record. Gene Ontology annotation, molecular function: protein binding. Lineage: Eukaryota; Fungi; Mortierellomycota; Mortierellomycetes; Mortierellales; Mortierellaceae. The coding region runs from base 1 to 2403 and encodes 800 amino acids.